AUGCAGACAACCGCACUCAAGAGCAUCCGAUCCCUUGCCCCAUUGCUCGACCGAGUUCUGGUCCAGCGCAUCAAGGCCGAGUCCAGAACUGCCGGCGGCAUCUUCCUCCCCGAGAGCAGUGUCAAGGAGUUGAACGAAGCAAAGGUCCUUGCUGUCGGACCUGGUGCUUUCGACAAGGACGGAAAGAGAAUAGCCAUGGGCGUCAAGGAGGGCGACAAGGUCUUGAUUCCACAGUACGGAGGCAGCCCCGUAAAGGUUGGCGAGGAGGAAUACCAUCUAUUCCGAGAUUCGGAGUGA
Messenger RNA from Exophiala spinifera, 297 nucleotides. RefSeq lists its product as uncharacterized. The coding region runs from base 1 to 297 and encodes 98 amino acids. The record is from RefSeq and is a predicted model, not a curated record. Lineage: Eukaryota; Fungi; Ascomycota; Eurotiomycetes; Chaetothyriales; Herpotrichiellaceae. The transcript has 2 exons. Gene Ontology annotation, molecular function: protein folding chaperone; ATP binding; protein-folding chaperone binding. Gene Ontology annotation, cellular component: mitochondrial matrix.